Molecule: messenger RNA, 1691 nt
Organism: Euleptes europaea (tarantolino)
Lineage: Eukaryota; Metazoa; Chordata; Lepidosauria; Squamata; Sphaerodactylidae
Gene: RIPK2
Product: receptor interacting serine/threonine kinase 2
Exons: 11
Coding region: 1-1680 (559 amino acids)
Biological process (GO): regulation of apoptotic process; positive regulation of canonical NF-kappaB signal transduction; protein phosphorylation
Molecular function (GO): JUN kinase kinase kinase activity; ATP binding
Source: RefSeq, a predicted model, not a curated record
AUGGCUGCUGGCGGCGUGAAGGUGAACGGCGGCGGCGGCGGGGAUGCGCCUUCCUCCUCCAUCAGCUGCACGCUGCCCACCAUCUCCUCCAACAAGCUGCCGGACCUGCGCUUCAUCAGCCGGGGCACCUACGGCACCGUGUCUUCGGCGCGCCACGCGGACUGGAGGAUCCCCGUGGCUGUCAAGUGCCUGCAGGGGCCGCGCCUCGAGAGUGACCGAAAGAGCCUCUUAAAAGAAGCUGAAAUUUUACACCAAGCAAGAUUCAGCUACAUUCUCCCAAUCCUGGGAAUUUGCAAUGAGCCUGAAUUUCUGGGAAUAGUGACAGAAUACAUGCCAAAUGGGUCAUUAAACCAACUUUUAUAUGGAAAAAAUAUAUAUCCUGAUAUUGCUUGGUCCCUGAGGUUUCGCAUUCUCUAUGAAAUAGCGUUGGGAGUAAACUAUCUUCAUACCAUGAGUCCUCCCCUUUUGCACCAUGAUUUGAAGACACAGAACAUUUUACUCGACAGUGAGUUUCACGUUAAGAUUGCAGAUUUUGGUUUGUCAAAAUGGCGCACAGUGUCCAUUUCACAGUCACGUGGAGAAAAAACUAUGUUUGAGGGAGGGACUAUUAUGUACAUGCCUCCCGAAGAUUAUAAUCCUAAUCAAAAAACACGUUCCAGUGUAAAGCAUGAUGCAUACAGUUUUGCCAUUAUUAUGUGGGAAGUGAUGACAAGAAAACAGCCAUUUGAAGAUGUUAUAAACCCCUUGCAGAUUAUGUAUACCGUGAUGCAAGGAAACCGUCCAGACACUAGCGAAGGAUAUCUACCCCUUGACAUUCCUCAUCGAGGACUGAUGAAGUCAUUAAUGGAAAGUGGCUGGGCACAAAAUCCAGAUGAAAGGCCUUCUUUUUCAAAAUGCUUAAUAGAGCUUGAACCGGUGCUGAGAACGUUUGAUGAGAUACCUAUGCUUCAAGCAGUGCUACAGUUAAAGAGGGCCAAAGCACAAUAUGAGUGGCGGUGCGUUCACUUACUGAGCAACACGUCCAAUGACGAGUCGAUAUCUCUUAACAUCCCAGUAAAUGCUAGUUCACAACAGGAAGCAUGUGAUUCUCUAUCCCAAAAUGAUGGGCGUCCUCUACUAAGCUUUCCUCCAGAAAUGUCAGAACUUCGCCCUACAUCACAGUACAAUAUUCUCUCAGAAGGUAGUCGUGAUCCUUCUGGUGGGCUGAGCUCACCGGAUACAACGAAGAAAAAUAACUCGCUUUCCCAGAGUACUCAUUCUUAUGCAUCUCAACUAAGUUCCUCCUCAUCAGCCAGUUCUAAUUCUUCAAAUUCCUCAUUGCAAUUGCUGCAGGUAUCAGUUAAUUCAGAUCUUAUAUUGAGGACUGUGCGCCAUGGAAUUACUCAUCAGUGGAUCCAAAGUAAAAGAGAGGAAAUUGUCGACCAGAUGACUGAAGCUUGUCUUAACCAGUGUCUGGAUGCUCUCUUAUCAAGGGAUUUAAUACUGAAAGAGGAUUAUGAACUUAUCAGCACCAAACCUACAAGGACAUCAAGAGUCAGGCAACUGCUUGAUAAUACAGAUAGCCAAGGAGAGGAAGUUGCUAAAAUUAUAGUGCAAAAACUGAAAGACAACAAGCAGAUGGGACUUCAGCCUUACCCAAAUAUAUCUACUGUGAAUAAGCCGACAUCUCUGAAUUUAUAGAAGUUGGAGUA